This is a messenger RNA of Fonticula alba, 670 nucleotides long. RefSeq lists its product as hypothetical. The transcript is spliced from 2 exons. The coding region runs from base 111 to 662 and encodes 183 amino acids. The record is from RefSeq and is a predicted model, not a curated record. NCBI's taxonomy places the organism in Eukaryota, Rotosphaerida, Fonticulaceae.
CCAUCGACUCCCUCCCCCCUCCUCGACCUCCCCCUCGACACCCGCACACCCGCACACCCGCACACCCGCACACCCGCCCCGCCAACCGCCUCCUCCUCCUCCGGUGACAAAUGAUCGAGGAUCUCCUCCCACGCGCCAGGGUCGCCAUUUUGGCAGUCAUCUGCCUGAGCGAUGAUGACUGGCGCCUCCAGGGGCACCUUCUUGGCCAAGCCGCCGGAACAGAAAUGCCCGCAAGUGGGCUCGUCCUGACUGGCUCGCAGGUUCGCCCGGAAGAGCACGACGCCCUGUGCUUGGACGACCGGUAUCACCACUGUUGCUAUCCGGACGGGGUGCUUCCGCGCCUCUUCCGACUGAAGGUGUGGCACAAAGACGCCUUCCUGGAGCUGCCACUGGUCGAGAUGCGCGACGAAGAGGGCUCGCUGGCGAUUGAGCUGGCACCACGGCUCCAGACAGACCCGCCGUCGGCCAUCCGGCAACUGUCCUUCCUGACCGAGCGCAUCUCCCUCGAGGGUGAGCCCGAGACGCUGAUUGACUUGGCAACCUAUUUCCCGCGUGUCCUGCAGGCGCACGGCUCGCUGGCCCGGGAGGCGGUUUUCAUUUGCAAGGGACCGGUGGAGGCGGAGCUGCUUGAGGGGAGACCACCGUUGUCGCCGGUCGAAUAGAUCUUGGA